Molecule: messenger RNA, 1274 nt
Organism: Panicum hallii
Lineage: Eukaryota; Viridiplantae; Streptophyta; Magnoliopsida; Poales; Poaceae
Exons: 3
Coding region: 451-1011 (186 amino acids)
Source: RefSeq, a predicted model, not a curated record
CUGCCCCGGCAGGCGUCAGCCGGCCCCGCCCGUCUCGGCCACUCGACACCUCCGGAUUCGUCGCCCUUCCCCGCCCAGGCCGGCGCCGCUCGUCCCCGGCGGACGUCGAGGACCGUCCCCGUUGGCCCGUUCCUCCCCGCCCAAGCUGUCGGCGCUCGUCCCCGCCGGCGUUCCCCAUCCGUCCUCGCCCGGCGCUGGCCGUCGACACCCGCCGACGCCCGAGUUCCCGCGGCUGCGAUCCUAGGCAAGCACCAGAAUGGAUUCGGGACAGGAGGUCGAGGAUGAGUGGUUCGGCGGCGACUACGACGGCACUGCUGCGACGAAUGACGGCCUUGAUUUCUUCAAUCAGGCCCCAGCUUCCACACGGCCCCUUUGCACUUCGGCGGUCAUCGCAGCUUUUCUCGUCACGGAGCAGCUGCCGUGCAGGGCCUGGACCUCAACUCACAGGCCAUGGACAUCACCGACAACGUGGUCGUGUCGCGCCGAGUUGUCCUCCUGCUGCCACUUCAUCAUGCCAAUUCCGACCACCUCAUCCGGCUGGAGGUCAAAGCAAUACGGGAGUCGCAACUCAUGGUGUCGCCGACGCCACCUUCGAUGGUGGCUUUCACGAUCCUGCCGAAUUCAAUUGGAGCCAGGACCCCUACGACGAAGACGACGACGAUGUUCAGGAGAUCGAAGAAACGAGGGAUGAUCUAUUUGACAAAGCUGACUGGAGCAACAACGCCAAUAAUGCUGCAUUUUUGUGAGCUUUGCGUUGAGGAAAUUAGAGCAGGGAACACAAACAAUGGACACUUGACCAACAGGGGUUACACCAACAUAGCUGCAAACUUUGAAGAGCAGACAGGGCUACAUCACUCUAAACGACAGUUUAAGAACAGAUGGGAUGCCCUUAGGCGCAUGUAUACCUUUUGGUUGUGGCUGAACAAACAAAGUGGACUUGGACGGAGUGGGGGCACGGUUGUGGCAGAUGAUGCUUGGUGGAAAAAGCACACUAAGGGUCAUAUGGAUUAAGGUCAACAAAUAAGAUGAGUUCCAUUGAGUCAUUAGCUAUGUUUCUGUGGGUCAUUGGAGCACCACAAUCAAUUAGACAGGCUGAAAAUCAGUUUGAGAGGUCAACCGAGACAGUCAGUAGGAAAUUUCAAUAAUGCUUGGAUAGUGUGUUUAGACUCUCUGAUGAUAUUGUGAAACCAAGAGAUCCUCAAUUUCGAACAGUGCAUCCUAGACUGUAGAGUUCUCGUUUCUCUCCACACUUUGAUAAUUGCAUUGGAGUUAUA